This is a messenger RNA of Striga hermonthica, 777 nucleotides long. NCBI's taxonomy places the organism in Eukaryota, Viridiplantae, Streptophyta, Magnoliopsida, Lamiales, Orobanchaceae. The record is from the annotation of a GenBank genome assembly.
AUGCAAAUCCUACAUAUCCCAUGCUUGGAAGAUAACUAUUCCUAUGUGAUUAUCGAUGAGGCUACCAAAGAAGCAGCAGUGGUGGAUCCCGUUGAGCCUCACAAGAUUCUUCGGAUCGCCCAAGAAAACGGGGUUGAACUUAAGCUAGUUCUCACCACUCACCACCACUGGGAUCAUGCCGGUGGCAAUGAGAAGAUGAAACAGUUACUGCCCAACAUUAAAAUUUUGGGUGGGUCUGUUGAUAAUAUAAAAGCGUGCACUCAGAAAGUUGAAAAUGGUGAUAAAUUAUCCCUUGGGGCUGAUACCAAUAUAUUGUGUCUGCAUACACCAUGUCAUACAAAGGGUCAUAUAAGUUACUAUGUCACAGCCAAGGAUGGAGAUGAUCCUGCCGUCUUUACUGGCGACACACUGUUUAUUGCUGGCUGCGGGAAGUUUUUCGAGGGGACUGCAGAGCAAAUGUACCAAUCUCUAUGUACUACACUUGGUUCUUUGCCAAAGCCAACCCGAGUAUAUUGUGGUCAUGAGUAUACAGUGAAGAAUUUGCAGUUUGCUUUGACUGUGGAACCAGAAAAUGGGAAGAUAUGUGAGAAGUUGUUAUGGGCUGAGCAAAAGAGAAAGAAUGGUCUUCCAACUGUACCAUCAACUAUCGAGAAUGAACUGGAAACAAACCCAUUCAUGCGUGUUGAUCUACCCGAGGUUCAGGAGAAGGUUGGCUGCAGAUCACCUGUCGAGGCCCUGCACGAAAUGAGAACACGGAAGGAUAAUUGGAGAGGAUGA